AAAAAACUUCGAGCAAUAAAAUGAGUUUAUAAAAUUUCUGUUGGCUAAUUUGGUCCUGACCUGUGUGCCUCAUCCCCGUGCCAUGCGUGCCCCAUGGUGGGGCAUGUAGAGCUUUUUGGAAGCAAUUUCUGUUUUGUAAAUUGCAAAAAAAAAAAUACUCCACCAAUUCAAGUUUUGUGAAUUGAAUUUAUUUUAAUACUCAAUUUAUUAAAUGUUUUUUUUACCCCGAAAUAGCCUAUAUUACCGACAGAGGAGUUAAAUAAAGUUGCAGUGCCGCACAUGCCCCACCUUCCCCUACAUUUUUGUAUCACUCGUGCUCGGAUAGUGCCGCAUAACGCAACGAUUUUGCCUUGGCUAAUUCUUGAAUUAUAUCAUCAUCGGGUGAGGUUAGAGGUAAAAGCGUUAGGUUAUAAGCAAAAGCGUUGCGUAAUGAAAAAUAACGCUACGUAAAAGCGUUGAGUUAUGAAAAAAAAUCGUAACGCUUCUCGCAUCGCCCUCACAGUCUACAUAACCUCUCUCGUUAGCCUCAGCAAAACCGUGCGUUAUGCGGUACUUUAUCCUCGCACUUGUGAAACAAAAUAGUAUGGGCAACUAGUACAAUAAGUUGCCAAGCACGCACGCGGGCUUCAUAUCGCACUCGUUUGGCUCGUUAGCAAACCCACCCGCGUGCGUAAUUGGCAACUUAUCGCACUCGUUGCACAAUAUGAUAAUGGGCAAGACAAGAUAUGGGCUGUUCAAUUUUCCUCCUGUGUUGCGUAUACUAUUUUUCUUCACACCAGCACCGAAAAUAAACAUUCCACAGAUAUUUGAAUUUUCGUGAGUGUAGGUGUGUUACACAUCUCUUAUAUGUGUGUUGGUGUGUUCCGAUGGGAGCUCCAGUAAGUACAGCAAUAUGCGCGGAUUUCAUUAUUUUUUUGGGAGAUUGGCAAUGGCUACUGGAACUCGACUGGAAAGUCGUUCCACCGCUUAGCAGUACCAUUGAUCAUUUGCUGUACAUAAACUGUAAUGCGAAUACUGCAGUGCCUUGAUGAGGAUUUGGGAAAUCUUGACAUACAAGAUAAAAUUACUGAAAUGGCCAAAGACGAUGAAAACAGUGAACAGCUAGUGGAGCUAAUUCUAGAAGAGGAUAGCGAAUUAUAUUAUCUGCAUGUCUCUCCAGCAGAUAGUUCACAAGCUGCAAGGGACAUGGAAUUUGCUACUGAACUGCUAAAUCGGCAUAAAUCAGCUAUCGACCAUCAAGCCAUAAAUGCAAUAGCAGCUGGUACUGCAGAUGAGUCAACGCCUGGAGGAAGCAACUUAGUCACCUUAAAUGUCUAGGACGAGGCAACAAAUAUUAUACACGCUAUUGAGAUAACUCCAUCUCAGCGUGAUCAAUCAAAUGUUGCUAUAAACUAUUGCUAUCUCUGCUGCUUAAGUUCAAUUAUUUAUUUGCAUACAUGUGUAUUUUUAAACUGUUUUUUAAUUCUUAUUAAUAAUUUUCUUGUAGACAUGGAGUUUGCCAAAAAGUUAUUGCAAGAAGAAACUACAAAUGAAAUUCAUGCAGCAAGUGGUAGUCAAUCAUUGACGCAAACAAAGUUGCAAGUAGGACAAAAAAGAUCAUCAACUGUAGUUCAGUUGACAGACAACAUUGGCAAUGAAGAUGAAACAGAAGAUUUUCAAAAUGUAAAUGUCAACAAAAAAGCAAGAAAAACCAAGAUUGGUGAAGAAUUUUGUUUUUGGACUGAAUCCCAGACUAAGUUGCUUCUGUCGCUAUACAAAGAACAUCAAUCAAAGUUAGACGAAGGAUCAAUGAGGCAUAAGGUAUUUUGGACUCUAGUCGUUGAAGGAUUAAAACAAAAAGGACAUGCUUUCACUACUGUUCAAUGCUCUACUAAAAUGGAUACGUUAAAAAGAGAAAGUGAAAUAUCACAAUUCACAAACUGGCAAUGAUAAAAAGACCUGCGAACACUUUGAGGUGAGUCAGUAAAUAAUUGUCAAAUAUUAUACUACUUAUGUUUCUAAUACAUUUUUAUUGUAAUCUACAAUUGGAUAUUGGAUAUUGGAUGAGAUGUUUUCCAAAAAGCCAUGGAUUAAACCACUUUCACAAGCAUGAUGUAAUUUACCGAUGGAUGAUUUCGAUGAAAAUGAGAAAGAGAAAUCUAAGAGUAGACGUACAAAUACAGUAAAUCAAGAAAAGUCAGAAAUUAUGAUGCAGACUUUAGAAAAUCAGCGUUUACGAGCAGAAGCGACUGCAGAAUACAGAAAACAAAAAUUAGAAAUUUUAAAGGAUUUAACAUCAAAGUUUAAUUGCUAACGCAAUCUCAUUUACUUAUAACAUUCAGUUAAUAAGAUUAAUAUUAUAUUGAGUCAUGAAAAGUUCAUGGCUAUAAGUAGUUCUAAGUAGUAUGUAUCAUACUGGACAAUUUAACUGUAAUGCAUUUGAAAGAGAAUAAAAAUACCUAGUUUUCCACGUUUGGUCCUCGGGAUCGACCGCUUUGUUGGGCAGAUAAAAUG
Molecule: messenger RNA, 2493 nt
Organism: Nasonia vitripennis (jewel wasp)
Lineage: Eukaryota; Metazoa; Arthropoda; Insecta; Hymenoptera; Pteromalidae
Exons: 5
Coding region: 1489-1929 (146 amino acids)
Source: RefSeq, a predicted model, not a curated record